Gigantopelta aegis is the source of this 3167-nucleotide messenger RNA. RefSeq names its product tRNA (guanine(37)-N1)-methyltransferase-like. Gene Ontology annotation, cellular component: mitochondrial matrix; cytoplasm. Gene Ontology annotation, biological process: mitochondrial tRNA methylation; tRNA N1-guanine methylation. The transcript has 4 exons. The record is from RefSeq and is a predicted model, not a curated record. The coding region runs from base 120 to 1739 and encodes 539 amino acids. Lineage: Eukaryota; Metazoa; Mollusca; Gastropoda; Neomphalida; Peltospiridae.
AUAAAGGGAAAUAACUCUCGUUAGUCUAGUGUUCUUUCCUACUCUUUGUGGAAAAAUAUCAUCAUUAGUCUAUUACGGAAGUGGAUUGUUUUAACGUGUUAAUUAUUUGUUAUUUUGUAAUGAUCCUUCGUUUGAUUUUUCAACAGCCUGUUUUAGGAAUAGGAUUAUAUACAUUAAAUGGUGUAAAACGUUUCUUUCAGAACAAAUGUCAUGUAAAUGUAGAGUUCGGCAGAUGUCCCCCAAAUCAGUUUAGAAUUGCGCCACUGAAGAGGCUGGUGAAAUGUAGAAUCGACAUCGAUGGUGGCAAAGCUGAAAUUAAUUUAAGAGCAUUUUUUAAUUUGGUCAGGUUUUUCAGUAGAUAUAUACAAUUACUACCACAUUUAGUGAAAUCAGUUAUGUCGGGGAAGUGCGAGACGGCAGAUGUGUGCCCACCAGAAGCUGUUAGGGGAAUGACGAAGUUGGAUCAGAAUGCCUUCGGAAAGACUGUUCUCAUACCAGCACUAAGAAUUCCAGUAAAAUCUAUAAAAGAUAUCUCAAGGCAUAUGAAAUCUUAUUUUUUAAAAAUGCCUAAAGUUAAGCCAGUUGCAGUACUGUCCGAAUGUGAUCCAGAUAAAGCUUCCAGCCGGCUGCUUCUCUUGAGUCCAGCAAAGUGUUCUUGUAUUGGUGACCUUCCAGAACAAGUCAAAAGCAUGUUGAUCAAGCAUGGUGUGGAGAUGGAGAAAUUAGCAUAUUUUACACUUGAUCUGAAAUAUGAGAACUGGAGCAUCCCUGAUGUAUUAAGGGCUGUUUUGCCAGACGAUGCAGAAAAUGUAUCCGGUUUCAGUGUAAUUGGUCACAUUGCUCACCUAAAUCUGAAGCCACAGGUUGAAGACUACAAGUUCUUGAUCGGUGAGGUGAUACUAGACAAGACUCCAGGUAUUCGUACAGUUGUCAACAAACUGAACAUCAUCGACAACACCUUCCGCAACUUCCAGAUGGAGCUGCUAGCAGGGGAAGACAACUACAUAACACAGGCCAGAGAAAAUGGAUGUGUAUUCAAAUUUGAUUUCUCCAAAGUGUAUUGGAAUCCCAGACUUGGCACUGAACAUCAGAGAAUAGUGGACUUGGUGAAGAAAAAUGAUAUUGUUUUUGAUAUAUUUGCUGGAGUUGGCCCAUUUACCAUACCUGCUGCCAAAAAGGGUGCAAUAGUGUUUGCCAAUGACUUGAAUCCUGACUCUUUUGCAGCUAUGAAGGAAAAUGUUACUCUAAAUAAAGUUAAAACACUUCCACAACUGUACAACACCGAUGGCCGGGAUUUUAUCAAAACUGUGCUUAAAGAUCAAUUCUUAGACUUUCUAAGAGAGUUACAACAGCAAGAGAUGGGAGAAAGAUUGCCACCAAAGAUUCACAUUGUGAUGAAUCUGCCAGGACUUGCUCUCGAGUUUCUUGACACCUUCCGAUCUCUGUGUGUGAACUUUCCACUAGACAUCAGCAGAGAUCUAUCUCUUGUGAAACACUACCCAACCAUACAUUGUUACUGCUUUAGCAAGAGUCCCACUCCUGAGGAGGAAGUUCAAGAAAGAGCACACGGUAUUCUGGGCACACAGCUUCCUAGUGGACACCAGAUACGAUAUGUGCGUAAUGUGGCUCCCAAUAAAGAGAUGAUGUGCAUCUCCUUUACUCUGACACCUGAAAUUAUAUUUGAAGAAUCCUUUGAACCCAUUAAUGAACCAGAGGUGAAGAAAAGCAGACUGAACUGACAUUGUUGCAAGUGGAAGAAAUAGUGUGCUUUGAUUGUCUCCACACUGAACAAUGGUUCAAAAUUAUGUAUUUGUGGGUUCUUUCAUUUUUAUACUUGUCUUGCCUUCAUGCAGUCAAAAGGCGACAUAUAGGCAUUACUUUUUCAGUGGCAAUGGCAAUGGCAGUUGUUUGCUCAGCAUUGAGUGUUCAUAUUUGACUUCAUUUAAACUAAAUCCUAUACCAGUGCAACAAGGUUUAUAGCCACAUCUCAGGCAUCUUUUAAAAUAUCUUAAAUUAAAUUAUAAAAUUUUAAUCAUGAAUUUUACAUCACAAUUUUUUUUAAUUUUUUUACAGUUUAUUAAAAAUGUUUUAAAUUUAACAUAUAUUAUGCAAAGUUCUGUUUAUAGUAGGCAAGACAUUUAAUUCUACAGAAUUCUUGUUACUAAUGUGGCUACAACAACUAAUUAGUUACUGCUGGUGGAUGUCUGUACUACAAGUAAAAGUGAUGUACAAGCAAUAAGUUGCAAAGCUGUGAACAUACUUGGUCUGCAAAAAUUUUCACUUAGGAUGCAUUUGGUAUGUUCUGAUGUCAGAAAACUUUAAAAUUUAACACCCCCAAAAUGUCUUUUAAAAUGCAUAACAAUGUGUUGUUACCCUUCCAAACCAAAAUAUAUUGACUGCUAUCAAAGUGGUAUAUUCCAGUGAGAAAUGACAUAUUUUAGCUUUCUCUGAUGUCAUAAUGAAUAUGUGGGUUGACCGGUUUAAUAGUUUAAAACAAGAUUACUGAGUAAUAUGUGUAACAGGGGUGCAGAAAUGGAAACUAUUUAACUAGCCUGUCGGAUCCGAAACAAACACAAAUUUACUAGUCCGCCAGAAUUUCUACUAUUCUGCCAGCCUAUAGAAAAUAUACUUUUGUUAGCAAUAUUUUAAUAUAUAUAUAUAUAUAUAUAUAUAUAUAUAUAUAUAUAUAUAUAUAUAUAUAUAUAUAUAUUUAAUGAAAAAAACAUUAAGACCACUUCGUAAGUUAUCAACAUCCCAUGGCAAACGAACGAAAUCAGACCCCAAACCUUGACUGACAAAUCAAUACAUGUUGAAAUAUUCUGAUCCAGACUACAUUAUACACAUUUCUUUCAUAUAGAUUUACAAAAUUCAAGUGACAUCCAGCAAGUAUUUAAUAGAAGAAUCUAUUCAAAACACACCGGCAACAGACUUUGAACAUAAACAAAUAUUUUUUAGGAACUGUUGACAGGCCCUGUUUCCUGGGAAUUAGGCUAGUCUAAAUCGGAACCAUUUUUGUUGGCAAAAACGAAACUGAUUUGGCUAUAACAGUACCUCAGUGUAAUGGCAAUAAUUUCAGUGGAUUGGUGAAAUUGAUUGCAUUCCACUGACUUCUAGCUACCUGUUACUAGACAUAAAAAUAAAACGAAAUAAUAAAUGAUUAUUAUAGC